AUGUCUAUCUUUGGUAAAGCAGAACCCCCAAGGGAGACCCACCCUGCAAUGGACAAGCAUGAUUCCGACACAGAUGCUCAGUCUCAACAGAAUGGUAACUCCAAGCCAUCCAGCGAAAAGGAGAGCACAUUGGUUGAUGAGCCCAUCCGAGAUACUACGGCGCCCGAUGAUACAAACAAAGAGGCCACGACCGACUCGUCAAGGGAAGGUGAUUUGAACGAAAACUCCGAGAAAGAAUUAAUGCCACAAAACGACUCGGAAAAAGAGGCUUCCAAUCCAGACGGAAAGAAUGAGGAUAGCAAGCCGAGCGAGGAGCCCAAAGAUGAUACGGAAUAUCCAAGUGCCUGGAGACUCUUUCUCAUUACAAUCGCGUUGUGUUUCUGUGUAUUUUGUGUCGCACUGGAUAACACAAUCAUCGCAACAGCAAUCCCCAAGAUCACGGAUCAGUUUAAUUCGCUCGAUGACGUGGGUUGGUAUGGAAGUGCAUAUCUGUUGACCACCUGCUCCGUCACUCUGAUGUUCGGCAAACUUUACACAUUCUAUCCCAUCAAGUGGAUCUACUUGAUUGCUCUCUCCAUUUUCGAAAUUGGUUCUUUGGUCUGUGGUGUUACCCCCAGCUCAGUCGGCUUAAUCUGCGGUCGGGCGAUUGCAGGCCUGGGGGCAGCUGGACUGUUUUCCGGGUCAAUCUUGAUAAUCAGUCAGAGUGUGCCUCUGGAUAAACGCCCCGUGUAUACGGGAUUGGUGGGCGCAAUGUUUGGAAUUGCGAAUGUGGCCGGUCCACUAAUGGGAGGUGCCUUUACAGACAAGCUUACCUGGCGGUGGUGCUUUUAUAUUAAUCUGCCAAUUGGGGCUGUCACAUUUAUCUUCAUUGUCUUCUUCUUCAAGUCCACCAAGGCGAUCAAGAAGAAGGCUGGGUGGAAGCAGCAGCUGGCUGAGAUGGAUCUCCUUGGGUCCUUGUGUUUCUUGCCGGCAAUUAUCUGUUUAUUACUCGCUUUGCAAUGGGGUGGUACUAAGUAUAGUUGGAGCGAUGGCCGCAUCAUUGCCCUUUUUGUUAUCUUCGGCGUGUUGGCUCUGGCGUUCAUGUGGAUUCAACACCGUGGUCAAGAUCGCGCCACUGUGCCUCCACGUCUAAUCAAAAACCGCAACGUCUGGGGUGCUGCUUGGUAUGCCAUGGCACUUGGAGCAUGCUACUUUGUCCUCGUCUAUUAUCUUCCUAUCUGGUUCCAAGCCAUCAAAGGGGCCUCGGCCAUCAAAUCCGGAAUCAUGAACUUGCCAAUGAUUAUUGCCGUUGUGGUUGUGUCGAUUCUGGCAGGUGGUCUCAUCACGGCAUGUGGCUACUAUACUCCCUUCAUGAUUUUCUCAUCCAUUAUUAUCACUAUUGCAGCUGGUCUCCUGUCCACUCUGGAUGUCAAUUCGGGCCACCCUAAGUGGAUUGGAUACCAAGCCUUGUUCGGUAUCGGUCUCGGACUAGGCAUGCAGCAGCCGAUGAUUGUCGCACAGACUGCCCUCAAAGCGGAAGACGUGCCCAGUGGAACGGCCAUCAUGAUGUUCACGCAAACUCUGGGUGGAUCAAUUUUCCUCUCUGUGGCCCAGAACAUCUUCCAAAACCAGCUGUUCCAUAACCUUGCUGUAAAUGCCCCGGGUACAGAUGCUACGAAGCUGGUCUCUGCUGGCGCAACUCUGCUGCGCUCUGUGGUGUCUGGACCUGUUCUGGAGAGUGUCUUAGUCGCCUAUAAUCAAGCGAUCACGCAAACAUUCUAUGUCUCCGUGGCAAUGGGAGCAUUAUCGCUCAUUGGUCCCAUCUUCAUUGAGUGGUUGUCAGUGAAAGGCAAGAAGAUCGAGAUGGCUGCCGUGUAA
Messenger RNA from Penicillium pulvis, 1857 nucleotides. RefSeq names its product MDR family MFS transporter. The transcript has 4 exons. Gene Ontology annotation, biological process: transmembrane transport. Gene Ontology annotation, molecular function: transmembrane transporter activity. The record is from RefSeq and is a predicted model, not a curated record. NCBI's taxonomy places the organism in Eukaryota, Fungi, Ascomycota, Eurotiomycetes, Eurotiales, Aspergillaceae. Bases 1 to 1857 code for a protein of 618 amino acids.